This is a messenger RNA of Hermetia illucens (black soldier fly), 1329 nucleotides long. RefSeq names its product lipase member H-A-like. Bases 20 to 1237 code for a protein of 405 amino acids. The transcript is spliced from 8 exons. NCBI's taxonomy places the organism in Eukaryota, Metazoa, Arthropoda, Insecta, Diptera, Stratiomyidae. The record is from RefSeq and is a predicted model, not a curated record. Gene Ontology annotation, molecular function: lipase activity.
ACCGCCGACUUUAUUAUCUAUGCUAAUUUUUAUUCCUAGCGGACAACGUCCGUUCACAAUUUCCUAUAAAAGGGAUGAAUCUUCUAAUGGGUAUUUAUUGAUUUAUAAUCGACCGGCGUUCAACAGCGGAUUUUGUUCAGGACUUCAAAACCAGGGAAACAUGCGGUGGCAUUCUACUCUUUUCUUUCUUUUUGUUGCUGUCUUAAAAUUUUCGGAGUCUGUUCCAAUUGCAGAACGGAAUAAAUUAAUUUUAUAUCAUGGAUCAAACCAGCCUGAAAUCUACCAAGUUGCGGAAGGGACGCAAAUUUUAAAAAGUCAAAAUUUCGACAAUUCAAAAAAGACCGUCAUCUACGUUCAUGGAUAUAUUGAAAAUCAAACAUCCGUCAGUGUCCGAACAGUUGUUGAGGCGUAUAACCAAAGGAAUGACUACAACAUCAUCACAUUGGAUUGGAAGGAGGAUGCGUCAGGAAGUUACCUUUUCAACGCUUUCCCCAACUCUAUGAAGGUAGGCGACGUCGUAUCAAAGGCUGUUCUCAACAUGAUUGAAGAAGGUCUCAGCGUAGAGAGGUUGCAUUUGGUAGGGCAUUCAUUAGGAGGGCAAAUGGUAGGCAGAAUUGGAGGUGAAGUUAAGAGAAGAUCCGGUGGGCGAGUUGUGCUAAAACGUAUUUCUGCAUUGGAUCCUGCCUUCCCUGGUUUCUAUGGACCGUUCCUGAAACACAUAACAAAAGAUGAUGCUGAAUUCGUUGAUGUUAUUCAUACAGAUGCUUGGAUUUAUGGUGCUCCAGCAAGCACAGGAACUGUAGACUUUUGGCCCAAUAGUGGAUCAGCUUUACAGCCCGGGUGUCCUACAAGACACGACAUAUUCCAGUUGGAUGAAAACGAUCUUUGUAGCCAUUGGCGAUCAUGGCGCUACUGGGCAGAGAGUCUUAAUCAGAAGAACUCUCAACAAUUCCAUGCAGUUCCUGCCAAAAACUGGAGAUCGUUCAAACAAGGAAAUGUUGGUGAAUAUGAUCCAAAAGUGGUUAUGGGCAAUGAAUGUCCUUCGAGUGCAUCUGGUGAUUACUACUUGCAAACCAACGCUGAAGCUCCAUUCGCUCGUGGUGAAGCUGGUACCAGCUACACUUCCGAUGAAAGAAUAAUGUCAGAUGUCAACAGCAAUUUUAUCGACAAUGAACAUUUAGGAGAUUCACUUGGCAAUUAUAAUGAAAAGACUUAUGCAGAAUCGCCAUCUUAUUAAUCCAAUAUGACACAUAUGUAAAUAUCUUAUAUAUAAAUAAGUACGUAGUAUAGAAUUCCCUGCAGAAUAAAAAGCAUAAAACCAUAAUAAAA